This is a messenger RNA of Homarus americanus (American lobster), 11234 nucleotides long. Its product is annotated as serine-rich adhesin for platelets-like. NCBI's taxonomy places the organism in Eukaryota, Metazoa, Arthropoda, Malacostraca, Decapoda, Nephropidae. Gene Ontology annotation, molecular function: protein binding. The transcript is spliced from 26 exons. Bases 621 to 10607 code for a protein of 3328 amino acids. The record is from RefSeq and is a predicted model, not a curated record. Gene Ontology annotation, cellular component: cytoskeleton.
ACCAGAAUUGUGUUGCUAAGAAAAUAAAUACUGUAUUGCAUUUUCAUAUACCAGUAAACGCGAAUAAUUCAAAUCUGACCAAGUGGUAUUAUUUUAGAAUUAUUAAGUUAGAAUAAAUGCUGUAGGUUGGACGAGGUUCAUGCUGUCUGGUGUCAUAGCGAAUAAAAUAAAUAGGUCAGGAGUUGUAACGAGAACAAUUACCAACACUGUACUACGUAACUACAGCAGCGCCAUCUGUGGACAUCAUGUUAUACUAUGUGGCAGUGACCCAACCUUCCCGUCUUGCUAUGAUCCUCAGGUCGGCAGAUUCAAAACAAACUUGUAAACAAUUACCUGUGAAGUUUCUAGUGUUGAGUGAGAGUAAAUUACCCGACUUACCCCCGUUUCCUCCAGUCUCUGUCCGUGUGUGACGUGUAAACCGCCUGAGUGUGAGGAACAGGAGUGAACUAGUGUGAUAUUCGUGUGUAAACUAGUAACUUGGGGUAAUUAUGGGCGUGUGGACGAUAAGCUCUACUUCCAGGAGGGACGCCGAGAUGUGUCACUGACUGGGGAGAACUGCCAUUGGUGCGUUGCCGGUGAGUGAAUGGAGCCAAUCACCGUCAGGAUAGCGACAAAGAGAGAUGUCAUCCUCCUCGUCGACAGGGGCUGGCCUCGGGGUGUCGGUGUGGGAGGUAGUGGAGGCCAGGGGAGGACCUCUCACAGAACACGAGACCUGGGCCAUACUAGCAGCCGCCGCUACCACCGUCCAGGACAACUCUCUAUCAGGCAAUGGCAACAGAUUGGACGUGGUUACUCCGGAAGGCUUGAUACUAUUGCGGUGUGGGCGUGUAGACCUGCUAGCCACGCCCCCGAACUCGCACGCCCACCCCCACGGUAACUAUCUCCCUCCUGAAGCCUUCACCAAUGACCUCCACCACCAGCACCACCACAGCGAUCUCCACCACCAGCACCAACACCAGCAAGAUGGAGAGAGGCUGUUGGUAUUCUCGCUGGGACGGACACUGUGGGCUGCAGCUGAACACAGUAACAGAAGCAACAGCAGUACCCAGCUGACUGACAUCACCCAUACCAUCUCCUCUAGCCUUAGGUCAACGCUCUCUGCCAUGACCCACAACUUACCGGCACAUAGACUUACCCUUGUCGAUAUCUUCCAGUUAUUGGUCGAGCGGCUGAAUGGUCCAGAUCGUCUGAACUACACGGCAACCAUCAGAUCCUUGUAUGAAGAAGUGUUGGGCCCUCCCUUACCACCCCCUCAACCUCCCGACCCUGUGGUGGUGAGGAGACACAGGUCGUACUCAGCUCUAGAUGCCAGGACCUCCACCAGUAGAAGGCCCACCUCACUCAGCUGGAGCUCCUCUAGACGCUCGACCAGUGUGGAGGACUUGAGUCACCAUCAAUACUCACUGGGGCCGGUGAAAUUUGCCUCAGUCUCGCGAACACCGUCGACAAACGUUUUCCCCACAAUGCGAGGUCGUGACGUCAUCCGUAUGUCGAGCAUGCAGGAUAUAUCUCUGCUAGCGCCAUCAUUCAGGACUUCCAGCAGACUGUCAGAGGAUAUUGUAUUGACAGAAAAUAUACCGAAGAGUCUUAUAAGAUCUAAGAAGAAUUUCCACUCUAUGGACACAAUUAAUUCAUCAAAAGAAAAUGUAAUACCGAGACUUAUCGAAGGGAAUGACAUCUCUUCCCUGGGGGGCACCAUGAACCCCAUCCUGGAGGUGUCGUCGACUGAAGCCUCGCCAGUUAAGACGUCGCCAAAGAGGAACGUAGGACUUAAGGCUUUUCCAUAUAAGGAAUCAAGAACAACAAUCACGGUCAGCAGAAGUGCAACUGUAGCAGGAGUCAUGAAGGGUGAGGGCUUGGACACACGACCUGGGGGAGGAGCAUCGGGUACCCAGAAGAAGAUCCCACCCAAAAAGCCACCAAGAUCCCGGGCCAUGUCAGUGGACAACCUCCUCAAUACUGAAGCAGAGUUACGUCAAAACUUAUGUGAAGUUGUUCAGAAGAAGAGACGCAUCGUGGUGCGUACCCCUUCCCGCCUAUACCGUUUUGCAGAUGGUAGUCCAGAUACUGUAGUAGGCCCCACGAGUGCAGGAACACCACCAAUCCUUGGCCCAGAAUUUGUUGUCAGAAGCAAAGAACCAGCAAAAGUCCUCACGUUGUUACAAGAUGCACAGCGAGGUGUGGUGAAGAAAGUUACAGUGAUCCUGGUCACUGGCAGGAGACUGGAAUUGACUUGUGAUCCUUCUACUACUCGGGUCACUCACAUUCUCCAGGCUGUGUUCCAAGAGGAGGAUUUACCACUAAAACACCUGCUGGGCCUCGCUGUGCUGGGUAGUGGAGAGUUUCAUUUUGUAGCUCCGCAGACCAAACUACAUAAGGUUGCUCCCCCAGGAUGGAGGGAACGUCACCCUACAAAAGAUGGUCUUAUUCAGGAUAAUUUUACUCUGCACCUGAGGAUUAUGUAUUAUCUUAAGUUCAGUAAUUUGAGUGACAUGGCAAGCUCAUCAAGACAGCUGUUAUACCUGCAAUUACGACACGAUGUGUUGGAGGGCCGCCUUUCCCUCCCACCAGAUGUCUUGUUUCAACUGGCGAGCCUCGCUCUUCAGGCGGAAUUUGGAGAUAAAAAUGAACAGAGUGUGGGUUACUUCCUGCCCGAGCAUUACGUCCCUGAGUCACUGCUGCGCGGAGGACAGACUAAGGAGGCGUCUCAAAAACUGCAGCAGAACCACUCGGCCUUGAUGGGUCUGCCGUACACCCAGGCCCAGGCACGCUUCAUCACUACCCUGCAGGACACACAACACUACGGUGCACACUAUUACCACGUCACACAGGACAAGGGACGUCAACAGUGGUGGCUGGGCAUUGGGCCCGAAGGUGUGUUGGUAAUAGGAAGUGGACCCCUCACCUCGGAGGCUGUUGCUUGUGCCAUACUCCAUCCCUGGUCUCAGGUUAAGAGGCUCUCCUAUACCACACAUAGACUCACUGUAGCAGUGCGGGGACCAGACAAGUCAACCAAGAUAAAGUUUAACUUGCAGGAGACUAGGAGUCGUCAUGUGUUCUACCUGGCCACAGUUCACCAGAGCUUCCAGCAUGAUGCUGCUGCCCUGAGCCAACUCACCCUACCAGUGGAAGGCUCAGGGAUACCCUUGGAGGUAUUUCCUUCACAUCAGGACCCCCACUCACAAGCUGCCAGCAGUGCUUCCUCAGCCACUACUACUGCCAGGACCAGCUUAUCCUCUGCAGGCACUGCUGAUGAUCCAACGUCUGGCGGGCACGUAAUAGAGGUACCUGGGGGGACAGAAGGUGAAAAUACGGAGGCCCCAAAGGUGUGUGUAGUUUCUGGGGCAGAGAAGACGAGUGAAUCAACACCCUUCUGGCCAAUUGUGUUGGGAGGACACAAGUCAUCAGAUAGUCUGUCCCGAGAGAACUUUCUGUCAGAUAUUCUUUGGCGUGGCGGUGGGGACGAGACUGAUGAGGUCUUUUCCAUUGAAAAUUUGGAGAAUGAGCAACAGUCUCACAAGAACCAACAACAAGAAGAGGUAUCAGAGGAUGAAGUAAAGGCCUCAGCCCCACGAGUGUUCCAUCAACGGUCCAAGAGCAACAUAGAGAGUAGCAGCAGGGAGGGGGCAGGAGCCACCAGACCAGAGCUCACCCGGGAGUUUGGUAGUGACGAAUCACUCUUGACGUCGCCCAGGAAAGGUAGCGGAGUAAGGAUGGGGACGCGAGUGUCAGCAGCCGCUCUACAGAAGCGUCGCCUACGGGGGGCCGAGGUCCACUACCUGCCCAGCCUCACCGAACUCAACACCACCCCGACAGCUGUUGUUGUUGAGCCGUCACUACGCAGCGUGGUGGUGGAGGAGAGCGUGAGUGAUUCCCUGGUCGAGCGGUUCCUUCAGUGUCCUGGUGGAGGUGGAGGGUGCGAGCGACGCCUCCACUCUAUCACCCUGCUGAAGAAGGAAGGCUCCCUGGGGGUCAUGAUAGCCGAGGGUGCUGACCGGGGGCUCUACAUCCAGGCCGUGUCACCGGGGGGUCCUGCUGCCCUGGAGGGAUCGCUGAAGCCUGGUGACCGGAUCGUGGGCAUAAACGGCCGGAGUGUGGAGAAUUUACCCUACACCGCCGCCGUCGAUCUCCUCCGUCAGAUCUCCUGCCAGGUUACUCUCCUUGUCUCCCAGCCCGUCGCCCCCUCCACGGACACCACUCCCACCCCUACGCCCACCAAACUGUCACAGAACACGCCCACACAAGCUUCAUCUACGCAAACCACGAAACACAGAAUUACGCCCACGGAACACAGAACCCCGCCCACGGAACACCCUCCCACGAAACACAGACUCACGGAACACAGAACCCCACCCACGGAACACCCACCCACGAGAGACAGACUCACGGAACACAGAACCCCACCCACGGAGCACUCAUUCACAAAACACAGACCCGCGCCCACGGAACCCACGCCAAUAGAUGAUUCUUCCCUCACGCCCACGCUUCCUACCUACAUGUACGCCACGCCCUCGCAACCCACUUCCACGUAUGCCACGCCCUCGCAACCCACCUGCACGUACGCCACGCCCCUACAGCCCACCGAGGAUGCCAAUGACUCACCCACGGACGGAAGCCCAUGCACGGAGAGAGGUCAGGCGACGAUACGAGCAGUGGGCGGGAUGGUGACCUUUGCCCGGGAGGUCAGGUCAGGUCCUGUCACGGUCAUCACCCUCAAUGCUGGCACCCCACCACCAGGACUCCCCUUGAUCUCUACCCCUAUUAGAGGUCACACCGACGCCCCUCCUCCUCUUCCUGCUAGUGGUGACCUGACUGCCGUUCCAGCCUUAGGCAUAACCCUUGGACCUUGUUUGCCUAAUUCAGUCACUACUACUGCGACUACUACAGCUACUACUACUACUACUAAUGGUGUUGAUGCUACUACUACUACUACUUCUACUACAGCUUCUACGUCACGCACUAAAAAGGACGCGCAACUAGCAAGUUGUCGACCAGUGCCGGUGCCUCGGCGGAGUGUGGCCUCGACCAGCUCCUCUACAGGGGAUUCAGUGUCUCGGGAGAAGAGCGGCACCGUCCACCGUAGCCGCUCCUUCUACUACGCCGAGCUGAUCCGGAACGAUAGUUUUGACAACUUCUGCUCCUCCUCCAAGAACUCACUCGAGUCUUUGCAUCCUAAAACAACAGCGGCGCCCGAAAACUCUUCCUUUCCUUCCUAUGACUCUUGUACCACCGAUAGUAAUUCCGAUUUUAUUAUGGGAGAUGACAAUAAAGCUUCGAGACAUUCCAAAACAGAGUUUGGUGUCGACCUUUGUGGUGGUGAGGAGGCAGGGUCGCGUUCCAGUAGUGUUGUGCUUGGUGACGGUGAGGCGGACCAGCCUCUUGGUGCUUUUACUAAUAGUUUGAAUGAACUCACUAACUUGGAUUGCUUGGUGUUGGGUGCCGCCGAUGACCACAACUCCAGAUCUUCGAAGUCCUCCUCGAUGGUGCCGUGGCAGGGAUCAACAGAGUCCCCGUUGGAGGAGGAGGAGACGCACCAUCGGUUGCAAACUCUUACCAACCUGGUGCCUGAAGAUACUAUGCUGGACCGUGUCUUGCGCUGCUUUGAGGCCAUGCACGUGUUGCAAUCACGUGACACCUUGUUGUCCAGCUGGCAGAAGUGUCAGGGCGAGGAGGAAAUUGCUGAGAAGCAAGAGGUUGAACAGCUGACUCAACAGUACUGGCAGCGUCACCCAGGCGUCGACAACUGGCAUCCUGACCUCUUCUUCCACGACUUUUCACUGGAGGAAGAACAGUUCCCAGAGUCUGAGGUAGGAAGUGUCAGUUCUGCAGCUGAUCACCAACGUCUGUGUCACAAUUUGUCUCUGUCGUCAGUAAACAGCCCCACUGAGUCCAUGUUACCUGGUUAUUCUCAGUCCACGACCCCCGUGGACCUACAACUGGCGAGUUGUAUUGACCUGCCCACCUCCUCCCCGUCACCAGUGCCCGAGAACGUGGUCAUCACGCCCCCUGAAGAGUUCCGUGAGGAGCAUGAAGCUCGGUGUAUCCCUGAGAAUACAAGAGCUUCCCCAGACCAGCAGGGCAUCAAGGGGGCUUUUCGCCUCAUGACGGAAUGUGAGUACCGGCGGAGUAUGCAGGGCGACACUACACAACAGACGGUGGAUCUGAGUAAGGCGAUAUACACUGGGUUUGGCCACACUAGGGGUGUAGCGGCCCUCACCACUACUUCACCUGAAUGUUCCCUCACUAACCUAGAACAUCCCUCACGUGCUCUCUACCUCAGAGGCCUCCUGGCCACCAAUGCUACCGAACUCUCGCACCAGACAACAAACACUUGCCAGCAAUCAACCAGUUCUCUACACCACAUGACUGCUGCAUCAUUCUCCUCAGCAGCUAACCUCUCUCACCAAUCAACUAACCCAUCAUACCCUUCGUCCAGUCUUUCACACGAGGUCACCAGCCUACCCCACCAAUCAACUGACCAAUCAAAAGAGAGAGAAACUGACGUGGGUUCACCUAAGAAUGAAGAUUCGAGAAUUGUCGCUCCAGACAAAGAGUUGCCAAUGAAACUCAGCAACUCCAAGAUUUCUGAAGUAUCGGUGUGCGGGUCAAUAAUUACUAACGUCAUCAAGACUAAUGCCAAUAAAUGUAUCAUUGAGAUCUUAGACAACAAUGUACAGCUCGGAGGCCAAACAACAGACGCUCUCAGGCGGAAAACAGAAAAUUCCGUCCACACGUCGUCCUCACACACAGGAAAAAGUGAGAGUAACGUGAUAGACACACAAACAGGAACAUCAGCUUCUGGGGUAAAGAAAACCAUGACCUCCAACAAUAGUUCAACAGAAGAGGAAGUUCUCACCUCCACCGAGAGUGAUCACAACAGCUGCAGCACCGGCUCACCGCCCCCUGUUAACUUCACCACACAUCCUCUAUCACCUGAAAACAUCAUUACCACAGAGAGUAGUGGAGCUGUGGCUGAUGUUGAAAUAUGUGAAAAGAAACCAAGUCUUAUAACCGGUAAAGAUGAAGUACGUGAAGCCAUAGUGAAUGUUAAAGAAUGUGAGAGGAAACCCAAGGUACAUUUCGCCCCUAGCCUCUACAGCAGUUCCCCCUAUAGUUGUAAGCCUUCCUCUCUCCCUACCCAAAGUGAGAACCGUUUUCCUUUACACAAAAUGUACCCAGACUCUGAUAGUGACAGCGACGACGACACAUCAUUUAUCCAGGCUGAUGAAAAGACUCCCGGAUUAUCACUCGAGUCUAAUAAAAGCGAAGAAGUCGAACUAUUCCUAAAUAAUCCAGAACCGAUGGUCAUAAGUCGAGUGAGUAGUGAAUAUUUUAGUAAAACAGCUGACUUAAGUAUGGAGGCAUCAGGUACCGGGAGUUGUAUUAGUCAGGGUGAAAGAGAUCUUACAUUGUGUGGGCUGGUUGUUGAAGCCUCAUCUCCAGGGGCUUCAUCUCUUAGCUCUCCUGUGACGGAUGGUUGGGGCGUGGGUGCUGGGCCUUCGGUGUGUGAGGAACUCUUGAGCCUCGAGAGUGAGCAGUUUGUGGAGCUGUUGGCGACGCUUGUGAAUGAUGAUUAUCCUAAGACGACGACCACCACCACCUCUACACACUCCCACGACCUGGUCACUACCACCACGACCAACCAGUCUACCGGCGCUAGCAUGAAGAACGACCCAACGACCAUCCACACCAAAGACGACUUGAGAAAUUUAAUUCUCAAGGAUAACCCCGUCCACAGGCCAUCCAAGGACAGUUCUUCAGUUGCUGGUGGUGAUGAAGAGGUGUCUGUCGCCGCGGAUUGUAAGGACGCGUUUGUGUCUAUUCACUUCGAGGAGGAGUCUGGCACCACCUAUUCCGAGGAUGAGUGUGUCACCAGCCACUCCAAAGGUGACUCUACCACUACUCACUCCAAGGAUGACUACUCCACCCACUCCAAGGAUGACUCUACCACUACCCACUCCAAGGAUGACUCUACCACUACCCACUCCAAGGAUGACUACUCCACCCACUCCAAGGAUGACUACUCCACCCACUCCAAGGAUGACUCUACCACUACCCACUCCAAGGAUGACUCUACCACUACCCACUCCAAGGAUGACUCUACCACUACUCACUCCAAGGAUGACUACUCCUCCACCCAAUCCAAGGAUGACUAUACCACUACCCACUCCAAGGAUGACUACUCCACCACUCCAGGAUGGAUGACCUCCUCCACCCAAUCCAAGGAUGACUAUACCACUACCCACUCCAAGGAUGACUAUACCACUACUCACUCCAAGGAUGACUACUCCACCCAAUCCAAGGAUGACUAUACCACUACCCACUCCAAGGAUGACUAUACCACUACUCACUCCAAGGAUGACUACUCCACCCAAUCCAAGGAUGACUCUACCGCUACCCACUCCAAGGAUGACUCUACCACUACCCACUCCAAGGAUGACUAUACCACUACUCACUCCAAGGAUGACUACUCCACCCAAUCCAAGGAUGACUCUACCACUACUCAUUCCAAGGAAGAGUCGUAUCUAAGCUCUUACCUCAAGGCCGACCUCGUGAAAACUGACUCCAAGGACAAGGACUCUGGAAACACGACUCAGGAUGACGACUCCUUGAACGACCACUGCAGGGACGACUCAUCUCCCACCAAGGACGAAUGUGUCACUAGGUUCUUCAGGGACGGUUUCGUAACUAUUGACCUCGGCCAUGGGUCUGCCAACACCCUCAUCAAGGACGACACUGCCACCACUGUAAACAAGAAGAACUCUGCCACCACUGUAAACAAUAAGAACUCUGCCACCACCGUAAACAAGAGGACCUCUGCCACCACCGCAUGUAAGACUAUUUCUGCCACCACCCUCUUCAAGAACCUAUCAGCCACCAACGUCUUCAAGGACGACACUGCCAACAUCAUCUGUAAGAGCGUCUCUACCACCACCGCAGACAACAAAACCCCUGCCACCAUCCAGCGAAGAGGUGUGGUGGUGUCAGCCAGCCAACAGGACAACAACUCGUCCGUGUGGAGGUCUGGGAUGUACGCGGGCGCCAGCAGUUCAUCCUCGUCAUCAUCAUCGUCAGCCGCCUCCUCUCCGUCAGCUUUAGCGGCUGACACCCUGUGGUCCAGCGGCGGCCAAGAACUGGAGAUAUUCCAUCCCUGUGGCAACACUGGCCGAAGUGUUGCGUGUUCCAGGACUGGCAACAUUGAUCCAAGCACACAGAGAACGGGUGUUGCAAGGGCCUGGGCUGGCUACACAGGGGUUAAAGGUGUUGCAGAAGAGAGUUAUUUGGCGGUGUGUGAGCUAGGAGGUGAUGAAGGUGGUGGUUCAGGCGGCGUUAAUAAAGUCCACCAGCACCGUCAUCCAUUUUCAGUUGCUAAUUCUUGGCGGCCACUGCGAGGGAGUAUUACGGAUGAUGGUGGUGAUAGUGAGGGAGAUGAUGGUGAUGGUGGUGGGUCUAGGAACAAUGAUCCUUCUCGUAAGUAUCGUGUGCUUGAGUCCUCCUCAGGUAGAGACAAUCCGAAUGGUGGACACAUCCUGGAGGAGGUCGAGGGAGAGCGAUGCCGUAACGUCUUGGGAACCUUCAACUUCCGUGAGCGUGAAGGGUCGCGUGGCUCUGUGGCCCUCAGCACUAGACCUCUGCUUGGUGAGGCUGGAGACGAGGACAACAGUGUGGGGGAGAAAACAGUGUUAGGACCCUUCAAUUUCCAGCAGCAUGAGAAGCCGUCCACUAACCUGGCGGUGAGGACUCAAGACCCUGCCAGCCCCUGUAACUCUCCUGGAAGCUGCCAUGGAGGAGCCUCAGUGCUCGCCACCUUCAACUUCCAGCAGCGUCAGAACACCACCAACCUGGCAGUCAAGAGCGGCAGACACGACCUCCCGGACAGCCUAAGAGCGUCUCCUGUAGGUGGACAUAGUGGAACCACUGUCCUGGGAACAUUCAACUUCGUGGGUCGUAACGACAGUCUUCAGGCGGCGGUCUUGAAGAAACAGAUGCCUCCUGAAGACGAGUUACCUUCACUGUCAGAUUCCAUCACCAGCCUGGAGGACGGUAAGCACCUGGUGGGCGUGUAUAACUUCACCCAACCUCGCCCGACACAACACAACGCCGCCACCAGCCAGUCUCUUGUUGCUGGGAGUCAGUCGCAAAUGGAGGGACACAGGCCACAGGGAAGAGGAAGUUAUGUACACAGUGAUGGGACGAGGAGAGACACACCCACGAGUAGGAGAGAGAGUGACUCAUGUGACGCUCAGACUAAUGUUACUAAGAGUGCUUCAGCGAGUAGUGUGGACGAGUGGUCACCCUCACCCAGCGUGUCUUGUGACGGUGAUCAUAAUAAUUACUCAUAUCAACCUCAACAACUCGUCCAAGUGACCGACAGUACCGGUGAACUUGUGUACAGUAGUGAUCGUUUUCAGUCCAUUGAGAUAGUGUGUUCAAAGACUCAUAUGGACAGUGACUCUAUGACUCUUGAAGAUUCUAGUCAGUGCCCGUCAGGACCCGAAUCACGUGAGUCUACAGGCGAGGACCUCCUGGAUGACCCCCGCCUUCAGGAGGACCCCGACACACAACAACACACAGGAGUUGAACGUGAACGAGUUGGUAAAAAAUAAGAGAGUUUGUCCCUCCUAAGUGGGUGUAUCGGACACAGAAAACGACACACAACUCACAACUUGGAAUGAUCAACAAACGAAAACUUUCUCACGUCACAGAAAACGGCGUAAAUUAAACGACUAUAACCACGGUAGUAACGAGGAUAUUUUGUUAUACUUAAGAGGUGUUAUAACGAAACGAAACUUGACUUACUGUAGAUAAAGUGAAAAGUUGACGAAAACACGAGAGUGAAAAUGGUCGUUGUGUAGGUGAUGUGAAGCUGAGCUGCAGACACCUUCCCCCUCCCUGGUCACUAAGAUCUCUGAAGUGGUCGGUCCUGUCAUGUUAGUUGUGAAUUUAUUGGUCCUGCUGCCAUGUUCAGGACAUUCAGAGGUGCUGUAGUGACCCGUCUUUAGGAGGUGAAGCAAGACCUCCACUCACUUCACGGUUGUGGGGAGAUGAAGUGAACGAAUCUGUGUCUUCUCGAGAGUAAACAGAAGUGAGCUGGAGGGAAGAAUCUCUUCCGGAUUUCAAAGAAAAGAGGGAUCUAUUUUUUCUGUGUCUGUGUCAGAAGCUGAGGGCCACGGCAGGUGGAGUGACGAGGUGCACCAUUAGUUGUGAGGUUUUUCUUGUUUUUUUUUGUUUCA